AUGAAUAAUAGAAGGAGAGGUACAAGAACAACGAUUACAACCAAUACUAGAGUAAAAGAAAAUCCUGGUGAAAUUCGCAUUGACAAUGGAAUUUUAUUUUGUAAUUUUUGUGACCAUUCUGUUGAUUGGAUACGAAAGUCAACGGUUGAUGACCACCUUAAUAGUAAAACACAUAAAGCUAAGAAAAAUCUGUAUGAAAACAAACAACGUCAACUUCAACAAACACUUGUUACCUCUCUUUCUUCUGAGUCUAAAAAAAUUAUAAUUCACGAUUUAAUUGAAGCCUUUGCUAUAGCAGAUAUCCCUUUAGAAAAAAUUGAUUC
Entrophospora candida is the source of this 323-nucleotide messenger RNA. The record is from the annotation of a GenBank genome assembly. Lineage: Eukaryota; Fungi; Glomeromycota; Glomeromycetes; Entrophosporales; Entrophosporaceae.